AUGAUACCGUGCAGAUAUAUUCUCGGUCAGGGGUUGAGGAGACAGGCGAGGCACUAUGUUGGACGUAGUGGUAUUGUGUUUAGGGCCGCAGCUUCACAGACAGCUACUACGAAGAAAAGUACUCAUGUCAAUCAGAAGUUGAAAGAUAUCACUGACCAAAUCCAACAAACUCUAGUCUCCAAUGAUACAAAGGAAAUAAAAAAUAUCAUUGAAGAGGGAAUCACUUUUCUAAACCAAGUUCAGAAACAAGAGUUUAUAUCGGAACAGAGUCUAGCUAAUGCAUUUACACCAUUAGCUACCGAGCUAUUUGAAAUGGUCAAGUCCAAAAACGAAGCUGAUUUGGAACUGCUCGUCGAGUUUUUCAUUGAGCAUCGUAUUGCACAUCCAUACCACUUCACCGAGCUUGCCGCAUCAUGGCUCAGGCACGAGCCCUCUAUACCACUGCUGAAUCUUGACAAAGUGAUACAACUAUGGGUCAAGUAUAUUGAGUAUAAAAGUGCUAAUCAAGUGUACUUUCCUGCUGCUGAAUCGCUCACCAAAAAGCCAAUCAACUACCAGCCAUUCUACUUCACUAACCUUGCAUACUAUGCAUAUGUGUUAUCGUGUUUGCAGCAAGGAGUGGCCUUCGACAGAGACACCGCUACAAAGUUCUUGAUGAGAGAUAGGGUCCCCACGUACCAACAAGUUCGUGUCACUUUAGAGCAAAACAAUAUCUUUUCCCGAACCGAGUUUGGCCGAUUUGUAAACUACUUGGAGGAAGAUAGAAAACAGAAGAUAGACCCCAACUCUUCUAGCAUGAUCACUAGGAUUCACAAUGCCUCUGAUAAAAGAUCGCUCGAUAAUCUCUAUGCUGAGAUUGUCGAGAUAUCAAAGCAACGUGACUUGAAGAUCGAAGAGAGGAUAUUGGUUCAAUUUAUGGAAAGCUAUUUCUACCUCGACGAGUACGACGAGGUGUUCAGUAUGUUUCAGAACAUCAUCAACUCAGGCAUUGCUCCUUCCAUCGGAGCAUGGAACGUGGUUCUUCGCGGUAUGAUAAACCCCAAUAGGUUCCUGCGUGCAUCCACUGAGCAAAGAAAAGAGUUUAUCAAGGCGUUUGAAAGAACACUCGCUACCAUCAAGGCAAGCAAACUAGACUUUAACGCUGAGACCUUGGGUGCCAUCAUCAGCUCGUACGCCAUAGCCGACAAAUUCGAUGUGGCAGAAGAGUACGCUAAAAAGUACGACAAACUAGGAAUCACCAGCACUGCCAAAGAUGGAAUACUAAGAGGAUUGAUAUUCAACGGAAGGAUCAAAGACGCAGAGUCCAAGUUGAAAGAGUAUGUCAACGAGAAGGAUGGGUACAGGCCAAAAACAAAUUUGAUGAACGACUUCCUCAACUACUAUGCAAAAAGGAAAAACUAUAAUGCCAUCUUUGCCAUCAACGACUUUAUGCAACAAAACAAAAUUCCCGAAAAUGUAUCAACAUUGACAACCAUAACCAAUGCAUAUGUCAGUGCUCUUGUUGAAAAGGGAAGAAGUCCCAACCUCGCCGUUUUCUUAAACAGUUUAAAGGGGUCUGCCACAAAGUUGAAUGACUACACUUUCUCCUCUGUGCUUAAUGGGUUGAUUCAAUCUGCAAACAUCCAAGCGGCAAGAGAAUUGUACCGUGUGUUGCAUUUGCGGUACCCCAGAUCCGCAUGGAUCCAUAGUAACAUGUUGACUGCAGAGUUGACCCUUGGUGAUAUUACCACUGCAGAAGCAAUCUUUCUCCACUACUUGAAGGAAAUCAGAAACGAUACAAUCAUUUGGAACACAAUGAUCAAGAACUUGCUACCGCGUAAUGACAAGUUGGCCCUAGAGUAUUAUGAGAAACUCAAAUUACAAACUAGUGCCUCCCCAAAUAGAUACACCUACUACUUCUUGUUUGACCAUUUUGGCAAAAGGGCAAACAAAGAUGUGAUUCGUAUGCUUCUUGGUGAUUUGGCAAAAACUCCUCUAAACGAGUAUGGUGAACAGUUGAGUAAACUCUUGAGUCAAAUCAAUGCAACCCUUGUAUAA
This is a messenger RNA of Lodderomyces oxycetoniae, 2037 nucleotides long. RefSeq lists its product as uncharacterized. The coding region runs from base 1 to 2037 and encodes 678 amino acids. The record is from RefSeq and is a predicted model, not a curated record. Gene Ontology annotation, molecular function: protein binding. The transcript has a single exon. NCBI's taxonomy places the organism in Eukaryota, Fungi, Ascomycota, Pichiomycetes, Serinales, Debaryomycetaceae.